UUUAACAUAACCAUGAUAGUAUCGUCAAAUUCCAUUCCAUGAUUGGGGAAAUAUAACUAAAACUAAUUUAUUUACGAGCCUAUUCACCAUAAUAAACUUAAGAGACAACUCUACCCCAAAAAGUUAAAGUAAACAUGACUUCUUACAUGAUGAAUGUUGAUGAAGGAUUAAAAUUGAACUUCACAGGAGAUAUUAGACGUACAUUAAAUGAUCUAUUGCAGAAUGAAUUAGUAUGGGAUGAUGAAGUCGAUUCUUGGAUGUUCAUGAGCUCAUCAAUACCAGUAUUUUCAAUUAUAAUUAUUUAUUUACUAUUUGUGUUGAAAGUUGGCCCAGAAAUGAUGAAAAAUCGAAAUCCAAUUAAUUUAAAGUACCCAAUGCUGCUAUAUAAUAUUAUUCAAAUUGCCUUUAAUGGUUACAUAGUUUCACUGCUUUUUACAACACCCGGAGCAAUCACUCAUCAUUUUAAUAAUUUAUGCCAUCCAAUACCAAGAAACUUAAACAAUUUUCUUUUGCUUGAGCUUAAUAAAGGAUCCUGGUAUUUCUUCAUAUCAAAGUUAAUGGAUCUCACUGAUACCGUGUUUUUUGUUCUGCGGAAGAAACAAUCACAAGUAUCAUUUCUGCAUAUUUAUCAUCAUUGUAACAUGGUAAUCACAUGUUGGGCAUACCUCAAAUUUAUAAAAGGAGAACAGUUGCUAUUAUGUGGUAUUUUAAAUGCAACAGUCCAUGUUAUUAUGUAUAGUUAUUACUUUUUAUCUGCACUAGGGCCUCAAAUACAAACAUUUUUAUGGUGGAAAAAAUAUUUAACUAGAAUACAAAUUACACAAUUUUUACUUUUAAUAGCAUACCAAACUUGUUUGUACGUAUUUGAUUGCAACUUUCCUAAGCUAUUUGUUAUGUAUAUUAUUGCCGAUGUUGCAAUUUUCUUAUACUUAUUUGUAAUGUUCUACCGAAAAACGUACAAUGAAAAUAAACGAAAAGAACGUAUCGAUUAAAAACUGUUCCUGAAAAUAAUUGAAUUAUUAUCAUUAAAUAUUUAAAUUAUGAUGGAUUUAUAAUACUGAUGGGCCAAAAUUGUUUAUUAAUAUAUAUAUUUUUCUAUUUUUUAUUUCAAAUACCUUUGAAACCCUGCUACUGUAUAUUAACUAGUGCCAUUACCAUUAGAUUUUCUUUGCAGUCAAUAUAUGUUGCCACAGAUGAA
Daktulosphaira vitifoliae (grape phylloxera) is the source of this 1198-nucleotide messenger RNA. Its product is annotated as elongation of very long chain fatty acids protein AAEL008004-like. The transcript is spliced from 8 exons. Gene Ontology annotation, biological process: very long-chain fatty acid biosynthetic process; fatty acid elongation, monounsaturated fatty acid; fatty acid elongation, polyunsaturated fatty acid. The record is from RefSeq and is a predicted model, not a curated record. Gene Ontology annotation, cellular component: endoplasmic reticulum membrane. The coding region runs from base 135 to 992 and encodes 285 amino acids. NCBI's taxonomy places the organism in Eukaryota, Metazoa, Arthropoda, Insecta, Hemiptera, Phylloxeridae. Gene Ontology annotation, molecular function: fatty acid elongase activity.